CUGAUCCCACAUUACACACAACAGUCAUCACAACAACACAUCGCUGUUAGCCAUGGAUUCAAUGGAAGAGCCGUUUAUGGAGUCUUCGCAGCCGUCGGUUGUCUCCAAAUUCUUCACAAGUCUUUCGCAACGUUACCAAAGCCUAUUGGACACCUGGACGCCUCAUAUCGCCUAUCGAUGGGUAUUCACAGCGAUAGUGUUCCUCGCGUUUAUGGGCCGACACAUGAUUAAGUAUCGAUACCUUCCGUGGACUCAUGGAAAGACCAAAUACCAGGGAAAGGAAGACUCGGGAAAAGUCUAUACAAAGUGAGCUCAAAAUAGGAUUAUUCGCUCAAUUGUGCCGACGUGAUCCUAUCGUAACACAAGAAUUAUAAUUAUUGUCUAAUUGUGUUGAGAAAUGGCUCCUAAGUUAUGGUAAAUGAUUGUCCGGCAGUUGUGUUGACAAAUCUAAUAAUUUUAAAUCACAUUUUUAUGUCUAAUA
This is a messenger RNA of Medioppia subpectinata, 481 nucleotides long. NCBI's taxonomy places the organism in Eukaryota, Metazoa, Arthropoda, Arachnida, Sarcoptiformes, Oppiidae. The record is from the annotation of a GenBank genome assembly.